Molecule: messenger RNA, 3147 nt
Organism: Xyrauchen texanus (razorback sucker)
Lineage: Eukaryota; Metazoa; Chordata; Actinopteri; Cypriniformes; Catostomidae
Product: transcription initiation factor TFIID subunit 4-like
Exons: 15
Coding region: 4-2526 (840 amino acids)
Biological process (GO): DNA-templated transcription; transcription initiation at RNA polymerase II promoter
Cellular component (GO): transcription factor TFIID complex
Molecular function (GO): DNA binding; protein heterodimerization activity; RNA polymerase II general transcription initiation factor activity
Source: RefSeq, a predicted model, not a curated record
GCUAUGGUAACUACUUUGCCAAGCCACGGAGUGAAGAUCGGGACGUCCUCAGUGCAAACUUUUAACGGAGGCAAUGCAAUGGAUCCGCACACUGAAAGCGGCACUCCAGUGUCCAGUGGCCAAACAUCAUCAUCAUCAGCUGACGCUUCGACGUCUGUCCCAGUUGUCAAUAACGGGCCCGGGGUGGCGAAAGGACAUGCAAACGCGACUGUCGCCCCAAACCCAAACACAGUGAUACAGUCUUCUUACGGGAAUCCACUGAGCGCUGCGCCAGCAGCAUCCAGUGCUGAAAGUAGUGGACCCUCAGUGACCGUUGUCAGGCCAUCUAUGCAACCUGCUGGUACCGGUUUAACUAUUAACGGGAGUAAAAAUAACACCGUUUCUGCCACUGUAGCUUGUGUAGCGACCCAGCCAGCUCCGGGAAUAACUACUGCUACUACAACUACAGCCACUCUUUUGGUGAACCAGACUACUGCGUCUGUGAGUUCAGGAGUAGCUAUCAAGUCCGAGUCCCCUAAAACUAUCAUCCAACCCGCAGAGCAGAAUAUCAGCCCCGGCGUAAUGACUCUCGGACCGCAGCUUCAGUGCCCUGGUGUGGCCAAGGGUGUUGUUUUUCAAGGAGUUGCGAGAACAGCAGCUCCGGCAACUGUUGCAGCAGUAUCCAGUCCUGCCAUCAGGACCAUUACGCCACAGGUGUUAGCUCCCCGACUCCCCCAGAGCAGCCCUGGACAGAACAUUCAAAACAUCCAGUUACCUCCAGGUAUGGUAUUGGUGCGUAGUGACAGUGGGCAGUUGUUGAUGAUCCCACAGCAGAUGUUGGCACAGAUGCAGGCCCAAUCACAAGCUGCUCGCCCUGCUGCCCCCACUAGCACCACCCCUGGGCAAAUCACCACUGCACAGGCACCUGGAACUCCACUAAUGACCCGACAGGUGACCCCUACCACCGUCAUAAAGCAGGGCUCUCCGACACCUAGCAGCACAGCUACCACCACACUCCAGAGACCACCUGUGCAGGCCUCAUCUUUGGGUGCAGUGUUGUCAGUGCAGGCAGCAACCACCCAGAGGACUGUUACUGCUGCCACGGGGACCACCAUCUCCUCGGCAACGGAGACGAUGGAGAAUGUAAAGAAAUGUAGGAACUUCCUGUCCACGCUGAUAAAGCUGGCCACUAGUGGUAAGCAGUCAUCUGAGACUGUCGCCAAUGUUAAAGAGCUGGUCAAGAACUUGCUGGAAGGGACAAUUGAAGCAGAGGAGUUCACCAGCAGGCUCUACAAGGAGCUCAACUCAUCUCCUCAACCUUAUCUAGUGCCUUUCCUUAAGAGGAGUCUUCCAGCUCUGCGACAGCUCACUCCUGACUCCACGGCCUUCAUCCAGCAGAGCCAGACCCUUCAGGCACCCGCUGUAGUUCUGACCAGUACCAACACUGCUGCUGCUACUGCCACAGCCACCCGCACUCUCAUCCAGCCUGCACUCAGCAACUCCAGCCAGACUGCCUCUCUGGUGUUGCAGCCCUCACAGCAGGGGGCAAUAAGAAAGCCCCCUCAGGUUACCCUGACAACAACUCCCAUGGUAACACUCAGGGGUCAACCGCCUGGGCACAUAGUUAUGGGCCAGCCUCAGGUGCAGCUCAAACAGAUCCAUACAGUGGCAGUGAAACAGGGUGUGGUGAGUAGCACUAGAUUGGCACCUAGCUCUGUGUCUGUAGCUUUGGCUCAGAAGAGUAAAGCGAAGGAUGCUGUGGGAGGAACUUUCAGGGAUGAUGACGACAUUAAUGAUGUGGCCUCAAUGGCAGGCGUUAAUCUUUCGGAGGAGAGCGCUCGUAUCCUGGCCACCAACUCCGAGCUGGUUGGUGCAGUCAUGCGGUCUUGUAAGGAUGAAGCUUUCCUCUCCGCCAGCAUGCUACAGCACAAGAUACUAGAGAUAGGCCAAAGGUUUGGAGUGACAGAGCUGGGUCCUGAGGUGGUCAACAUCGUCUCUCAUGCCACACAACAGAGAUUGCAGAACCUUCUAGAGAAGGUCUCAUUGAUCGCUCAGCAAAAGAACAUGACGUACAAGGAGGAUAGUCGGUAUGAGCAAGUGGAUGACGUUCGCUCUCAGCUGAAGUUCUUAGAGCAGCUCGACCAGUUGGAGAAACAGAAGAAAGAGGAACAGGAAAGAGAAAUUUUAAUGAAGGCUGCUAAGUCACGCUCACGACAAGAGGACCCUGAACAGCUGCGGCUGAAACAGAAGGCCAAAGAGAUGCAGCAGCAGGAAUUGGCUCAGAUUAGACAGAGAGAUGCCAACUUGACGGCACUGGCGGCUAUUGGACCCAGAAAGAAAAGAAAACUGGAUUCUCCUUCACUUGGGACUGACGCAGAGGGCCCAGGUUUGUCAGCGAGUGCAUCCGGGGGCUUAAAUGCAGGAGCGUCGAGACAGUACACUCGCCAGCGCAUCACACGUGUAAACCUCAGGGAUCUGCUCUUCUGUCUAGAGAACGAGAGUAGCACCAGCCACUCACAACUGCUCUACCAAGCUCUUCUAAAAUAGCAGAUAGCCUCUUUCUUUCCUUCAUUUCAGUCUUUAGGGCUCUCUCUUUCUCUGUCUGUUACUGUUAUUAUCAUUCUCUUUGCCAUUCCCUUUUCAUCUUUCUUUAUCAGUCUUUUACACUUUGCCACUGUCUCACAAACACUUACAGUGAUGCAUUCUUUCUCGAGCUGAUGGUGCAUUUCUCUUUUACUUUUUGUUUUCUUUUAUCUCUUUUUGUUUGCCUUGUUUUUAGCUUCCUGUUUCCCUUUCCCAUUUUCCCUUUUGGAUUUCACUCUUAAAAUCAUGUUUAAAAGAAAAUUUGCAAUUAUAUAUAUAUAUAUAUUAUGUUUUUCAUAGAAAGUGGCUUUGUAUUGUGCAAAUGACCUAUGUAAAGAAAAAAUAAUUCACAGUGGAACAACCCAUUCAUUUUAUAUUUGUGUUUUUAUAAAGAUGUUUUAAGAAAUUAAAGUGGACAGAAUUUCUAUGAAAAUAACUUGUGUGGUGUAGAAUUACAAAUGGAAAAAGCAAUGAUAUACGAAAUACUGGUUAGGAGUAGCUGUGGGAUGUCCUACUCAUUGCGAAUCUAUUCGUUUUAACUAUUCAAUUAAAAAAAUGAAUUAAAAAUGCAAAUUUUGUUUAAGA